AUGAGCGAACAAGAACCUCCAGCUCCUGCACAGGGACAAGAACAAACAAUAACACCCCUCCAAACCCUCGAGGACCCCCUGAUAUCGGAAUCCAGCGCCACCGCACCAGUCAACCUGCCCCGUAUCACAAUCACCUUCUGCACUCAGUGUAAAUGGAUGCUUCGAGCGGCCUAUUUCGCUCAGGAGCUUCUUUCUACUUUCUCCACGGCACUGGGCGAAGUAGCUCUCGUCCCUGCUACAGGCGGCGUGUUCACCAUCACCAUGCAAUAUGCGUCUAACGUGAAUUUCACCACCCAUACCAGUACGCUUUGGGAUCGGAAGGUGAACGGUGGGUUUCCUGAGGCGAAGCAGCUCAAGGCUCUGGUAAGGGAUAUUAUUGAUCCGUCGAGAGACCUAGGGCAUAUCGAUCGUGCUCUGGCAAAGGGGCGGGUGGUCGAUGGGGAGGAUGGUCAGGAACAGGUGCAGGGCCAAGGCCAGGAUCGGGGCCAGGAUCAAGACCAGGCUGAUUCUGGCGAGUCAGGGGCGUGUGAAGAUUGUAAAUAA
Microsporum canis CBS 113480 is the source of this 543-nucleotide messenger RNA. Its product is annotated as selenoprotein domain-containing protein. The coding region runs from base 1 to 543 and encodes 180 amino acids. Lineage: Eukaryota; Fungi; Ascomycota; Eurotiomycetes; Onygenales; Arthrodermataceae. The transcript is spliced from 3 exons. The record is from RefSeq and is a predicted model, not a curated record.